Molecule: messenger RNA, 4694 nt
Organism: Phacochoerus africanus (Common warthog)
Lineage: Eukaryota; Metazoa; Chordata; Mammalia; Artiodactyla; Suidae
Gene: GRK1
Product: G protein-coupled receptor kinase 1
Exons: 7
Coding region: 158-1852 (564 amino acids)
Biological process (GO): regulation of opsin-mediated signaling pathway; visual perception; protein phosphorylation
Cellular component (GO): cytoplasm
Molecular function (GO): rhodopsin kinase activity; ATP binding
Source: RefSeq, a predicted model, not a curated record
UGGAUUUAGCCUGAGCUGCGUCAGUGGGCUCCCCCGGGCUCCGGGCCUGCCCCGGCCCUCCUGUCCCAAGAGGGCAGGAACGGGCCAGAGGCCAAGGGCAGCCGGUCAGGCCGGCUCGGGGCGCGGGAGCCGGACGAGGAGGGAGGCCUGCGCUAGGAUGGAUUUCGGGUCCCUGGAGACGGUGGUGGCCAACUCUGCCUUCAUUGCUGCCCGGGGCAGCUUCGACGGGAGUAGUGCCCUGUCCUCCCGGGACAAGAAGUACCUGGCCAAGCUCAGGCUGCCCCCGCUGUCCCAGUGCGAGGCCCUCCGGGACAGCCUGGACCUGGGCUUCGAGAGCGUGUGCUGCGAGCAGCCCAUCGGCAAGCGGCUCUUCCAGCAGUUCCUGAGGGCCGACGGGCAGCACGUGCCGGCCCUGGAGCUCUGGAGGGACAUUGAGGACUACGACACGGCCAACGACGACCUCCGACCACAGAAGGCCCAGGCCAUCCGGGCCGACCACCUGGACCCCCGGGGCAAGCUCUUCUGCGGCUUCCUGGACGAGGGGACGGUGGCGCGGGCCAGGGAGGGGCCCUCGGGGCGUGAGGAGGGGCUCUUCCAGCCCCUCCUGCAGGCCACGCUGGUGCACCUGAGCCAGGCGCCCUUCCGGGAGUACCUGGACAGCCUGUACUUCCUGCGCUUCCUGCAGUGGAAGUGGCUGGAGGCCCAGCCCGUGGGUGAGGACUGGUUCCUGGACUUCAGGGUACUGGGCAGAGGUGGCUUUGGGGAGGUGUCCGCCUGCCAGAUGAAGGCCACUGGCAAGAUGUAUGCGUGCAAAAAGCUGAACAAGAAGCGGCUGAAGAAGAGGAAGGGGUAUCAGGGUGCCGCGGUGGAGAAGAAGGUCCUGGCGAAGGUGCACAGCAGGUUCAUCGUGUCUCUGGCCUACGCCUUCGAAACCAAGACCGACCUCUGUCUGGUGAUGACCAUCAUGAACGGAGGGGACCUAAGGUACCACAUCUACAAUGUGGACGAGGAGAACCCCGGCUUCCAGGAGCCACGCGCCGUCUUCUACGCGGCCCAGAUCGUCAGCGGCCUGGAGCAUCUGCAUCGGCACAGCAUCGUCUACCGCGACCUCAAGCCUGAGAACGUGCUCCUGGACGACGAUGGCAAUAUCCGCAUUUCUGACCUGGGGCUGGCCGUGGAGCUGAAGGACGGGCAGACCAAGACCAAGGGCUACGCGGGGACCCCCGGGUUCAUGGCCCCGGAGCUCCUGCGGGGGGAGGAGUACGGCUUCGCGGUGGAUUACUUUGCCCUGGGGGUCACGCUGUAUGAGAUGAUCGCGGCCAGAGGUCCCUUCCGAGCCCGCGGAGAGAAGGUGGAGAACAAGGAGCUGAAGCAGAGGGUCCUUGAGGAGGCGGUCACCUACUCUGACAAGUUCAGCCAGGCCAGCAAGGACUUCUGCGAGGCGCUGCUGCAGAAGGACCCCGAGCAGCGCCUGGGCUUCAGAGACGGCACCUGUGACGGCCUCCGUGCCAGCCCCCUCUUCAGGGACAUGAACUGGCGGCAGCUGGAGGCCGGGAUGCUGGCCCCCCCCUUCAUCCCGGACUCCAGGACCGUGUAUGCAAAGAACAUCCAGGACGUGGGUGUCUUUUCCACCGUCAGGGGUGUGGUCUUUGACAAAGGAGACACAGAAUUCUUCCAGGAGUUUGCCACCGGCACGUGCCCCAUCCCCUGGCAGGAGGAGAUGAUCGAGACGGGCAUUUUCGGGGACCUGAACGUGUGGAGACCCGACGGGCAGAUGCCCGAUGACAUGAAGGGGGUCUCCAAGCCGGAGGCAGCGCCCUCGUCCAAGUCGGGGCUGUGCCUGGUCUCCUAGACCAGAGGAAAAGCGGCGCCACAGCCGCCUCCCGAGCCAGCCGAGCGCCUCCUGCGUGGCCAUCUGUGUGGCCAUGGCCGUGACCGAGGCGCUCAGCACGGGCGGGGCAGUCCAGCCAGAGCGCACGUGCUGGGUCAGGAGCCCCCCACUGGCGAAUAGCCCACUUCUUUUGCACCUUUUACCCAAAAAAGGACGCGGCAGUGGUUCCCGGGUGGGAUCCAUGACCACACACCGUUGUCCGUGGCUCUCGCGGGUGCGCAAGCUGGCAGCGGUUUGGGCAGGGGGCACGGAGGAAGGCUCGGUUGGGUCUUAACUGUAACUGCACCUUAUCUGUAACUCCCAGGCCCUGCCUUCUCUCGGUUGGUUCAGAGGUUUGCAAACCCUGGCCUGUGAGCUCAGGGGCUCUGCUGAGAGGCCCAUUUCCCUUAGUGCCCAGCUCCUGGCCCUGCCCUCUAGCCACCUGGUCAUUGCCAGGGCCUGGCCAGUCACCACCUGCUCGCCCAGGACAUUGCUGGGUCCUGAGUCUCCGAUGGGGUCACCUCGCUGGCCAGGGCCGUGUGUCCAGAAGGAGGGAGGGCAUGGGGUCUGGGGGUGAGGCUGACAAUAGCGGCCCCGCCUCUUGGCUCCUCUUCUUCCUAAGAGCAUCUCCAGCUGGUGACAACCGGGCCCAAGUCCACCCCCACUGGCAGGGCAGUCCCCCCAGCAGCUGCUGACCACCGGACUCUGCCUCUUGACCGCAAAGCCAGGCUGUUUCUGUCUGGACCUCUCCCGAUCUCACCUCUGGGGCCAGCUCUGGGUCGGUCUUGCUUCGUGGGGUUUGCAGUCUGACGGUCAGGGCCAGCACCACCCCUGUCUCCCUCCAGCGACCACUCUAAGAUUUAAAGCCCUAACCCGUGGAACGCGGACACACACAGCCCCAGGCACCACCCGGGCCUCCAGGUCUCACCGAGCGCCUUGGCGCUCUAACUUGGAGAACACAAGUGUGCAGCAGCUGUCUCUAGAGGCUGGUCACUCCACAGCUGGGAUCGGGUGGCGAUGGCCUGGGAAUCUGAGACCCUCUUGAGGGCUCUGCAGGAGAGGAGCCUGGGGAAGAUGUAGGUUCCGGGGGCUCAUUUCCAGAAGAGGGGUCUCUGUCCUUUUAGGAAAGAACUUCUGAGUUCCUUGCAGCUCACGCUCAAGGAACGACAGUGGAGUCCCGCAGGUCCAGGAGGCCCUGCGGCCAGGACGUGCUGGCUGAGCGUGGGCCACGCGGCCGCCAGAGGGGCUGUGCCAGUUACCUGUCUGGAGGGGCUGAUAUGGGGUUCUGUGGGGGCGAAGUGACGGGGUCCCCAAGGGGAUGACGUGACGGGGUCCCAAGGGGAUGACGUGACGGGGUCCCAAGGGGAUGAAGUGACAGGGUCCUGUGAGGGCAAAGAGACUGGGUCCCCAGGGGCUGAAGAGAUGGGGUCCUCCAUAACCCCAGCGUGAGCUGGGGUCACUUCCUCCUCCCAGCAGCAGCAGAGACUGCCUCCUGGGACUCAACACGGAGCAUGGGAAGCCUUGCCCCAUCCGGACUGUCACGCCACCUGCCCCCCCUGCAGCCAGGGGAGAGGAAUGACCCUGAGGAGCUCGAGCUCUGAGCUGCUGCUCGGACACCUGGGACCAGCAGCCCUCCUGGUCUGGAGCUGCUGCAGGAGGCCGGCCCCCAGGUGUGGGGUCAGAGCUGUCAGGUGUAAGAGGCCAGCUCAUUGGUGGGGACAUUUACGGUGUGCCUCUGGGCCCCUUUCCUGGUGAAUAAGCCUGCAGGAUAGCCUCUCUUCUGUGUGCUGCAGUCAUAGAAUGUUCUGGAAGGGUCUUGUAGAACCACCAGGUGCUUUUGGCCUGUGACCUGCAACUGCCACCUGAACAUCUGGGAGGCCCGAGAUGCGGACCCGUGGGCUGAGGGAGGCUGGGCCUCUGGCCCCACUAAUUGCUGUGCCGCCCCAGCGCUGGCUCUGUAUCCUGGGAUGGGACACAUUGAUUGGUCCUGGCUGAACAUCCAGCUCACGACGUUCAGUGAAGGACCAUUGCUGGUUUCCAAGCCUGCUUAAUGCGCUCUGGGUCCUCAUGGCUGUGAACAUAGGAUUUAAAGCUCAGUGGAGGGGCGGUCUGGCCCCUGCCGCCCGGGCCCCCGGUGCAGAGGCGUAGCCCCUGCUGGGGAACAAGCGCCCCUGUGGGGACCCUCUGCCUUCAUCUCAUGCUUGGACAGCCGGCGAGACAGGGCAUUGGGCACGGCUGAAUUGCAGAUAAACAAAGAGCUUUUUGUGAGUGUCCUAAAUUUUCCGUGGGACCCACACUAAAAGAUCAUUCAAUGUUUUGGGCUAAAUCUGCCACACCUGCUACAGACGAUACACUUACUUACGGGUUCGCGGCGAUUCCGUCAGCUAGCGGGUCUGUUGGAGUGUAAUCACAACCUACGUGUGACAUCGGCUUUCUCGUCGCCCGCUCCCGCUCGGGAGACCCCCCCCGGGACACUCAAGCCGAGCAGUUACACACAGGCAGCAAAAGUCCUGUAGUCACUUGACUUUUAUUUUCAAAUCUUUAAAACUUAAAUGAGCACAUGGAAAACAAUGAACCGGUCAGCACCCACACGGCGAGAGCAGGGCUGCCCCCGCAGCUCCAAGAGCCAGGACGCCGCAGGGGUCCCGGCGGCCCGGCCCGCAUCGGCCACCGUGGCCGCAGCGGCUGGCCUCGCAGACUAGCUCCGGGCCCCGAGGUGGUGAUGACGGUGACUCCAGGCGCUUCGCGCCUCUUUCCCCGCCGGGCCGGAGGGACAUCCCCACGCGCCUCCAGUCUCGGCCUCUGGGGCCUGGGGCGAGGCGGG